AUGGCCUUGCAGAAACGCCGAUCGGACCUCGCCCACCUUCGCAGCUCAGUAGUCGGCGCACGUGUCCAGGCCGCCAUCCGAUUCGAACAACAGCACUCGGCCACCCUUCGCGACUUCAAUUUCCACCGAGGCUCACUUGUCCUGAUGCGCAACACAGCCAUAGAAAAGGCGCUCAAUCGGAAGAUGCGACCACGGUACUUGGGACCAUUGCUGGUGAUUUCUAGGAACCGAGGAGGAGCGUAUAUUCUGGCUGAACUUGACGGAUCGGUCUUUGAUCGGCCAGUGGCAGCAUUCCGCAUUAUUCCUUACUUUGCUCGCAGAUCUCUGAAGCUCACCGACCUUGAAGCCCUCCUCGACAUCUCACAAGCACGCCUUCGGGCCAUGGAAGAAUCCAGAUCGAACGACGACGACGCUGAAGACGACGAGGCCGACGAAGAGGAUACCGACACUAGCUCCAUCCGAUCAGCAGAAGACGACAAUGUGGCUUCGGCGACUUCCGACUAG
Molecule: messenger RNA, 504 nt
Organism: Heterobasidion irregulare TC 32-1
Lineage: Eukaryota; Fungi; Basidiomycota; Agaricomycetes; Russulales; Bondarzewiaceae
Exons: 1
Coding region: 1-504 (167 amino acids)
Source: RefSeq, a predicted model, not a curated record